Messenger RNA from Botrytis byssoidea, 1368 nucleotides. RefSeq lists its product as uncharacterized. The record is from RefSeq and is a predicted model, not a curated record. Bases 1 to 1368 code for a protein of 455 amino acids. Lineage: Eukaryota; Fungi; Ascomycota; Leotiomycetes; Helotiales; Sclerotiniaceae. The transcript has 3 exons.
AUGGGAGAAAACCAUCUUUUCUCUACGUUGAAGGCUCGUUUAAUUGAUCUGGAGAAGCAGUUCGAGGAGAAAGACAAACUUUUGAAAGUUGCCAACAGCAAAGUUGAGAAGCUCUGGGAGACUAUAUCAGUACGGAAACAAACCAUCAACGAACGAGACAGCACAAUCUUAUCAAUUCAAAAUCUUGAAGCUUGGCAUGAAGGCGCCUGCGAAGCGGCGGGUCUUCAAUUGAAUUGGCAAGAAGGAUACAAGAAGCUAUGGUCAGCUUAUUCGAAUCAAGCCAAGGAGCUCAAGGCUUUUAAGCAGGCUGAUACUUUUGAGGGGAUUUCCAAUCAGUUUGCUGAUCUCAGGAAAACCAUAUCAGCUCAAUAUCAAAUCAUCAAACAGAGAGAUGAACUUAUUGCGGGAAUGAAUCUUACUCUAAGAAAGAAAGGAUUGACUAUAGCAGAGAAAGACUUGUUGAUUUCAAGUGUAGAUCCCAAUGUCUUUCCACUUUAUGCGGACAUCAAAGUUGCCCAUCUUAGCGGGCUUGUGUAUGUGGAUCUCGUCUCCAGUGUCAAGGAGGUGCAAGUGGAUAUCACGGGAAAGACGAUCAAUGAUCAUGUCAUCAGUUUCUUGACUGCCCAGCUAAUUCGUUAUUCCAAAAGAUACGAUUACGUCAACGCCGCAUGUCUGCAUCAGAUGAAAAUUGAGUCGCUCAAGAAGCCGCUCUACGAGAUAGCGCUUAAGGUUCGAGCUCGCGAGAUAGAGAACGCUGUCGCUUCCAGAACUGGUUCUACCCCUAGAGAAAAGAUUACAGGCCCCGGAAACCACGCUGCACAUGGUGCAGAUGCACUCGCAGAUGCUCAGAUGGUUCUCAAAACUGACUCCAAGACUGAUGUUGGCCGUGUAAUUUCUGGUAAGCGAGAGCAAUUCGAGUUUACAUACCUUGUACCGCCAGAAAUAGUUCUUAAGUUUGGGAGUGUAUGGAAUGGCUCAUACUUUCCCAACUUCAUACAGCUCUUAAACCUCUACCAAGAUUUGAAGAUAUGGCGUAGUGAGGGAAUCGGAAUUCUAGAAUUUCCCAUCCGGAGAUACAGUAUCAAACGCCUGGUUAACAGGAUAUAUCCUUCGGAAGAACUUAACAAUGCAGAGGCAUUUGAUGCGGACGAAGCAGCAAUUAAGGAGUGGAACGAGCUAUGGGACAUCUCUCGAGAGCUUCGGGAUGAGCACAGGAAGUUUCGUCGUGAAAACAACCCUCUUCUCCGCAAAUACUCACAUAGGAGAAGCUUGGAGGAAACAUCUCGUCGUACCAAUGCGCUUCGUUCAGCGACUCCAAAUUCACCCUCUUCCAUUGUUCGAAGAGAUUCAAGGAGGAGUUUGAAAUGA